This is a messenger RNA of Clonostachys byssicola, 321 nucleotides long. Lineage: Eukaryota; Fungi; Ascomycota; Sordariomycetes; Hypocreales; Bionectriaceae. The record is from the annotation of a GenBank genome assembly.
AUGUCUUCGUCAAGAAUCCACCGUGUUACACUUUUCAAGAUCCCGUCUAAGGAGGAUCAACAACGGCUAAUCGAUGUCUACCGGGAUAUGCCAACAAAAGCACUGAAGAACGGCAAACCAUACAUUAUUUCAGCCACCGUAGGUCCCACCUAUGACGACGCGAGGAAUCAAGGCUACACGCUUGCCGCACUGUCCGUAUUCGAAUCGGAGGAGGAUAUGAAGUUUUACGACAAUGAGUGCAGUGCUCACGGAGAUCUAAAGAAAGUUGCAAAGACUUUACAUCAAGGCGCGAUGAUGGUGUACUUCUCAAAUGCCAUAUAA